Messenger RNA from Dreissena polymorpha, 8561 nucleotides. RefSeq names its product Fanconi anemia group M protein-like. Gene Ontology annotation, molecular function: ATP binding; nuclease activity; four-way junction DNA binding. Lineage: Eukaryota; Metazoa; Mollusca; Bivalvia; Myida; Dreissenidae. Gene Ontology annotation, biological process: replication fork reversal; double-strand break repair via synthesis-dependent strand annealing; interstrand cross-link repair. The transcript has 15 exons. The record is from RefSeq and is a predicted model, not a curated record. The coding region runs from base 68 to 8101 and encodes 2677 amino acids.
UUGUGAGUAACCAUUUAAUAUAACCAGUCAACUUGUCCGAAAGCGGAAGGUUCGAAAUCAAUAAAAAAUGUUGGGGAGCCAACUGUCUGCCAUUGAGAUGAGCAAAAAAUCAGCCAAACAAGCAACUUUAUUUCAAAGUUGGGGAUCAAAGAAGAAAGAUCCAGAUGCAGCAGCUGUCAGUGCGUGUCAUGUGCCAACAAAGUCAGGCUUCUCUGUUGUAAACAAUGAUCCAAACAGCUUUAUAGAUCUAUGUGAUAGUUUUGAUGAUGAUGAAGACAACCAAAUUCUGUGGGAGGCAGAGGAGUCGGUUACAUCAUCUUUAAACAUAUCCAGUAAUGGGUCAUCUCCUAACAGAAAUGCAUCAACAAGUUGCAACAAAAAUCAAACUUCAGAAACAUUCGAUGGUAACAUAUCCAUUGGGGUCGCCAACUUUCCUUCCACACAGGUGAAUCCAACUCAAUUUGCAGACUUGCCAGGAUUCGACAGCAGUGCUGGUAAACUGUGGAUCUACCCUACUAACUACUCUAUCAGGGACUAUCAGUUUAAUAUUGUGCAGCAGGUGUUGUUCAAGAAUACCAUGGUCACUUUGCCGACAGGGCUGGGAAAAACGUUCAUUGCUGCCGUGGUGAUGUACAACUUCUACCGCUGGUACCCGCAGGGUAAGGUUGUCUUCAUGGCACCCACAAAACCACUGGUGGCCCAGCAGAUUGAGGCUUGCUACAACAUCAUGGGAAUACCCCAAGACCACACCGCUGAAAUGACAGGAAGCAUGGGUCCCUCAAAGCGUGAGAUAGCCUGGAGGGAGAAGCGGGUGUUUUUCCUCACGCCUCAAGUGCUAACCAAUGACCUCAGUCGAGGGUCAUGCCCUGCCGAGAUGGUCAAGUGUCUUGUCAUUGAUGAAGCCCACAAGGCACUCGGCAACCAUGCAUACUGUCAGGUAGUGAGAGAACUUGUGAAGUACACUCAAGCCUUCCGCAUCCUUGCCCUCAGUGCCACACCUGGUAGUGACAUCAAGGCAGUGCAACAAGUGCUCACUAAUCUGCUCAUAUCACACAUCGAGAUCCGCACAGAGGAGUCCAUAGACAUCAGGCAGUACUCUCAUGAGAGGAAGGUGGAAAAGUUUGUAGUUGCCCUAGGCGAUGAACUCUCAAAGGUCAAAGAGAAAUAUUCACAUAUCAUGGACGUGGUGGUGGGGCGACUGAAGCGACAGGGGGUGCUGUACAACAGGGAGACAACAAGCUUCUCCAAGUUCCUCAUUCUGAAAGCACGAGAGGCAUUCAGGCAGAAUCCACCUGAAAAACUGCAGCGUAACUUGUAUGGAGUAGUGGAGGGUGAUUUUGCCCUGGCAAUGAGUCUUUACCAUGGUUACGAACUUCUGCAGCUACAUGGGUCAAGGUCACUGUACAACUUCCUUGACAGUGUUGUUUCUGGGGAUAAAAGUUGUGGUCGCACACGGACCGAGCUUCUCAGGAAUGCAGACUUCAACCAGCUUAUGGAAAUGUUGUCUGGGAAAUACAAGACUCCUGAGGGUUUGACAUCAAGCCAGGUUGACGCUAGACCGAAGGUGGUAGGUCAUCCAAAGAUGGAGAAACUACAGGAGAUUGUCCUGGAACACUUCAAGAGGCAUACGAUUGGUCCCACCCGUGUUAUGAUAUUCUCUCAGUAUCGGGACAGCGUACAGGAGAUCACAGACAUGUUGCACGCUCACCGACCCAUGGUGAAGGUCAUGAGCUUUAUAGGACAGGCUUCAGCCGGCAAAAAUACUAAAGGAUUCACACAAAAAGAACAAUUGAAGGUUAUGAAGCAGUUUCGAGAGGGUGGCUACAACACGCUAGUGUCCACGUGUGUGGGUGAGGAGGGUCUGGACAUAGGAGAGGUGGACCUCAUCAUCUGCUUUGACGCCCACAAGAGCCCUAUACGCCUCGUGCAGAGGAUGGGGCGCACUGGGCGCAAACGGGAGGGAAGGAUUGUCAUGCUUGUCACGGAAGGCAAAGAGGAACAGAUUUACAACCAGAGUCAGUAUUCCAAGCGAAGCAUCCACAAGGCAAUCUUGAAUGGGGCCCGGUCGCUCCACUUCUUCCAGCACAGUCCCCGAAUGGUGCCAGAUACAUACCACCCCACCUGCCAUAAGAUGCACAUCACCGUCAAGCAUGCCUUCAAGCCAACUAAGAAACUGACCAAUGAGAGUAUAGUUGAUAAAAGAAGGACAAUAUGUUCUGCCCCCACUGCUGGAAGCCUGGAACCAGACCAAGAUCUGACCUUGGCUGAGUACCAGGAGCUGGUUCCCUGGCUGGUUCCUGAAUAUCAAGUCCCACAACUCCCAGGCUCUCAUAUUGCUGUCCUAGAGAAGGGGGAUCACUCUGAUCAGGAAAUGGAAGGACCACAGCUGUCUCUGUCCGACUGGUCCCCUUGGCAGACUACUCUACAGGACACAGGCAGGGUGGGGCAUGGGCAAUCAGCCAGGCACCUUGUGCAGAUUAUGGAGUUCAUACAGCUGCAGCAGUCUCUGGACCCAGAAGAUGACCCUUAUGGCCUGGAAAUGGCUGCAUACUUCAAUGAGGAGGAUGUUGUUACUGAGAAACUCACUGAGCAAUCUGAGUCCAUCAUAAAGUACUGCACCAACAAACAGGAGAACCCUGCUGUGAAACUAACUGCAGGCAAAUUUAAAAAUCGUCUUAGUGAAGCUUUGUCAAAAUUAAAAGAGGCCGAAGACAUGGACACUGAUGAUGAGCUGCCUGAAAUAAACCUUAAAACUGUGAAGACUCUAAAAUUAAGUUUAACUGAACACUAUGAUACAGAGCUGAAUUCUGAAUACCAAGAUACUGGAAGAUGUAUAAAUAAACAGCAUAAAACAUUAAAGGAUAAAAGUGAGAUGCCUGAAGCAAUGGACAUUGCAGAUGAAAAAGCUGUGGAAGUACAAGCAGAUCAAAAAGUCAUAUCCAAUGGAAAGAAAAUGAUAACAAGCAAGGCAAAGUCUUUGGAGGAAAAGAUAAAUAAAGUAAGGAUAAGAAAACGUAAGAAAAGUCUCCAUACCAGUGGCCAUAUCUCAGUUGUUCAGUUGAUAACUGACAGUGAUUCCAAUGACUUUGAUGGCAUUGAAAAAGGUGGUGAACAAGAAAAUGGUGAGGUUGAGAAUGAAAAAUUCAGCAUAACAAGUGCGAAGGAAUUGAAAUGUUCUCCAAAAACAAGGCAAAACUAUCGUGUGCAUAGUCCAACUAAAGCAAUAGAAGACAUUACCUCCGAUUAUAUAAGGAUUAGAACCCCACCACCACCUGAAGAGGUACAAAGGUUAUGCACUGAGAUGGAUAAGAAUUCUGGGAAAUUUGAAGUGGAUCUUAAGGCUUUGGUUGAUGAAUGGCACCAAGAAAAUAAAAAUGGGAAGUACAUUGUUUUUCCAGAAAACUAUAAAGGAAGACUUGCAUAUUCUCUGCCUACUGAUUAUCCAGAGUCUCAUUAUGCCAUGGACAAACCAUUGCAAAUGGCUGUACCUCAAGUAGAUAGUUACAUAGAUACUUCUUUAGAUGAUAUCAGGGUUAAUGAUAAAUGUAUGCCAUUAAAAUCAAUAGACACUGCAAGUUGUAAUUUAUUUGAAGAUGAUAUUCAACCAAGCAAACAUCCAGAAAAUGAUACAGAGAGACAUGGUUCAAAGUCACAAAAUAAUAAAAAAACAUGUAUGGCUAUGUCACAAUAUUCUACAUCAUUCGACGAUAAAGCAAUACUUGAGAUAGCUAAAAUGUGUAUGAUUGAUGAAGAAUGUGGAACUGCAAGUUCUUCUGAUAUUAAUCAACAAACUACAACUAAAGAUUUUAGUGCUGCAAUUGCGAAGGAUGAUCAUGAAGAUGAGUGGAUGAACACUGGAAGUUUUGCAAUUGACCUAGACUUUGAUAACUUUGUUAAAAAUGCAAAAGAAACUGAAGUUUUUGUAAAUUCAACUGAACAUUUUAAUCAAAAUGUAAAAACGUCUAAGGCCAAGUGUCAAACUUUUGGUUCAGAAAUCAAUGACAAAAACAUUGAACUCUAUGAUGAUGACAAGUGCAAAUCUCUAUUUGAUGUUUGCCAGGUGGGUCUAGAGUUAUUAGAUGACGAAGCUAACGAAGAAAGAAAUGAUGUUUCUCAGAGAAUUCCAUUCGUGAAAUCAAAAACCACUGAGCUCAGUUCAUGGCCUUUCAAAGAUAAAAUGGAGGAAUAUAAAACUGCAGUGAUCAAGAAACCCAUAGAAAGUGUAAGUCAAAUAACGUUUACCCAAGCCCUGAGUUUUGUUGGAGAGAAUACACCUAAUCCAGAAAGGAUGCGAGCAAAUUCUAUUACAAUUGAAAAGGAAGGGGAUACGAAUGAAGUUAGUAAAAGCAUAUUCAAUUCUGAAGAGAGUGCAGAUUUAUUUCCAGAUGAUAGCGUCAUAGAUUUAGUCAAUCUCGAAGACAUUCCAGACAAGGAAGUUUGUAUGACUUCAAAACAUUUUGACUCUUUAAGUUCUGAUGGUUCACGUGAAAAAAAUACAGAAUCAUGUUUAAAUGCUACGGAUUGCUCUGAAUUAAAUACAUGUCAAGUUGAUUCAAAAUCUGUGUUUAAUGUAAACAUUUACAAUUGUGUAAAUGAUAAAUACUCAGAAGGUAAGGAUACUGCAUGGAAUCCUGCUGACAACAAGGUUGCUGAUGUUUAUAAAGAAGAUAUAUGUAAGAAUACAAUGAACAAACGUUUGAUUUCCUCGCUGAACAAUCCAGACAAUAAUUCAAGAAAUGCAAAGCUUUCAACUUCUUAUGAAGAAGAGAUGGACCUACCUGUGUUUGAUUUAGGAUUUAAUGUGGAUGAUGACCUUAUACCUCCAUCACCCGAUGUGAAACCAUCUCUGUCACAGAAAUCCGUACGAUUAAGUCAGGCUUUUAAUAUGACUGGGAAAUUUAGAAGCCAGAACAUACAAAGUAUUUGCAUAGCCAAGGAAGCUGCUGAAGACAAUGGAAGUGUAAUCGAAGGUUUCAAUCAAGCUAGAAAUGACAAAUGCUUACAAUUGAACCCUAUUACUGGCGUCAAACGAAAUGACUUGAAAAACAAAUUAGAAGAAUCACAAUUUGUUCUUGAUUGUUUACCCAAACAUUCUAUAAAUAAGAAAUUGUCCUUUGUGUCAGGGAAGUUCGUUAGUGUUCCCGAAGUCAUUGAACAAGGAAUUAAAGAGUCUAAAAGAAUCCACACUGAUUUAGCAAAUGGAAAGAACUUACAGCAAACAAAAAUAAAUACAAAACAUAAUGUCAGUAAAACAUGUAAGGACAAAGUAUAUGUCAUUGUUGAGAAAAAUUCUUUUCAAAGUAAAGACGUGAUAGAUGAAAAACAUGAAACAUCAUUUUCAUUGCUUGAUACCGAUUUGGAUGAAUGGAUUGAUAGUGGCAAUGGUGUUAUUGUUCCAGGCAAUACUUCAAUGAACGCUGAAAAAUAUUCUUCUGCAUUAAAUACAAAAUGCAAAGAUAACAUUCCUGCCAACAAAAACCUUAGCAAAACACCCAUCGCAACGGUUUCACCUUUAAACAUACCUAAAGACCAAAAUGACCAGCAACUGCCUUUAAAAUGUGUAAUUUCCUCAAGCAGAAAAUCAAACGCGCGGAAGUCAGUUUUCAAAAUUGCGGAUCUCUCCCAUGACUUUUCUGAUGACGAAUCCUUUAGUUACCAAGAACAGGAUUCUCGGAAAGACACUGUGAAUGUCCUUAGUCUUCCAUUACGUGUUCAGAGCAAUACUAGCACACCUUUAGGAUCAAAUGGUUGUAGAAUACAAAGUGUCCCUCCUUUUCACCUUACGUCUAGUACCCCCAUACGCAAAUGUGAGUCAAGCCUAUCUGAAACUACUGCUUCUGACCAGACUGAAGUACAGGCAAAGCUUUCAAAUUGGAAGUUAUCACCCGAUUUUAAUCGUGAUGGUAAUGAAAACCAGGACGAGCUUGUCGAACUUUUAAGUACUGAAUGUGCCAGCUUUGAAAAUGCAAAGCAUGUUAAAGUUGAUAGUUCUUGUGUUAAUCAAAUCAGUUCUGACUUGGAAAAGUCUGUCAAUGAUGACAGUUUCAUUGUUGUAAGGAAGAAGAAAAAGGUUGGAGUUUUUGACUCUCCAUCCAGUCAGCAUGGUGAGACACCUAAAACACUUGCUAAUGCAAGUGCACAUUCAUCUUUGUCUGAAAACAAUAAUGACGAUGAUUUCGACGAUUCUUUUAUGAUGACUCAGAAUGAGUAUAUUCCUGUGAAGAAACUGCAACCGCUUUCAAGAAAUGAUGACUUCAAUUCAUUAGACAAAGAUUUGAAAGUGGGCUUUGAUAAACCAUAUGUGUCAGAUGAAGAUUUUGAAGAGAGUUUCGUUAAACCUAAAGUAUCUGACAGCACCCGAAAAGUCAAUAAUCUAAUUAAGAAAUCCCAACCAGCGAAUAUGGCAGUCAAAAGUACGCGUUCCAAAAACCCAUUCCUUGACGAUGAGGCUGAUUUAAGUGAAGAGGACGGUGAAUUAGCAUCCAGCGAUGAGGAAGAGGGUAGUGACCUGGACCAAUAUGAAAACAGCUUUAUACAAGAUUCACAGUUCACAGCUUCUCAGGCCACCAAUCAGACAGACAUACAUGCAAUGUACUUGAAGUCAGUUCGUAGCCCAGUUGGGGGAAGCGGGAAAUUCAAGUUGAAGUAUGAUUAUAAUAAAGAUGAAGACGUGUAUUCACAGGCCCCCGGACCCGAAGAGUCGCAUUACAUGGAAGAUUCGUUCUGUGUUGGGUCUGAAGCGGAAGACGAAUGGAUGCUAAAAGAGGAUGAAGAGGAGGUCAGUGAAGAUGAACCUAGGGAGAUUACUCUAAUGAAGGGAGAUAACUCUUUAAUGCAGUCUGUGAGAAAGACUAGGAGACGGAAAGGUGUGUUGACUUCGUUUCUUACUAGUAGGCAAAGAGAAAUUCAGGUUGGCCGUAUGAAAGCUUUGGACAAGAUCAGGUCAAGACUGAACAAUAAGAAAACAGAAUCUGAAGAUACCGGUAAAACGAUUGACAAAACAAAGGGCAAGAAAAGAAUACAUGUAUUGAACGACUCUUCAAGUGAUGAAGAGAAUAUGCAUUCUUGUAGUCACGCAAACAGUUCAAGUAAUGUUUCCCACGUUAGCAAAGCUUCACAGCACAGCCAUUUGAAAGGACGGAAGCGUGCAAGGUUGCUUUUGAGCAGUGAUGACAGUGAUUCUGAAAAUUUCACAAAUCUGAAAACCGCUCAGAAAACCACACGUUUAGAUGAUUCCGAUGAAAUAAGACCGCUUCUAACACUAAAGAGUGUAAAAACAGAAAACUUUGUCGAAAGAAACAACACAUUGUCUAAGAAAGAUAAUAAUGCUCAAAAGGAAAUGCCAAUCCAUGAUUCAAAUAAACCUAACAGUGUGUCAAAGUCUUUGUCAAAUGAUUCGUUAAAAGACAAACCUGCUUUGAAGCCAGUGAUUUUUGUUGACUCGAAGGAGAUUAUCGGCUCUCAAGACAUCAUAUCAGAUAUGAGAUUCAAACACGACAUUCAGGUUCACGCUGCGCAGCUACACGGAUGCGACUAUAUCAUCAGCAACAGAAUGGCCGUAGAGAGGAAGCAUUGGUCGGAGUUCAGUAACGGCGCAAACCGCGCAAAACUCAUCGAGCGGUUACUAGAGCUCGGUGAACUGUACGAUCGUCCUUGUUUGAUUGUGGAAAACGACCGCGUGAAAUCACGGGAAGAGAAAUCCACUCGGCCUGUCAAUUGGACAAAGUACGUGGAUCGCACGGUGGCGAUGUUAAUGAAAUCGAACGUGAAGGUGCUAUUCACGGAAGAUUGUUUUGAGACUGGCGCCUUGCUGGCCGAGUUGUGCAAACUUGAAGCGAGAAAAAACAUGAACAUAACAGUGUCACUGAACUUGAAAGAGGAGCAACUGAGCCGUGUAAAAUUUCUCGUUUCAUUUCCAAAGUUGAGUUAUAUUCAUGCACUGAACCUUGCCCAGGGGUUUAGAUCAAUGAAGGAGGUUCUUGACAGCUCGGCGAGCCGGAUAGAGAGUCGGGGAAAGAUGUCAGCGGCGAGAGCAAACGAGAUCUACAACUACAUAAAGCGUCUGUUUGACUCAAGUGGACUACCUACAAGUUAUAAAUAAUUGCAGUGCUAAAGCAGCUAUAUUACCCACAUCUGAGUGCUGUAUUUGCGUACUCUAUGUGCCUGUGUAUGAACAUACCAACUGGUUUGCUGUAUGUAUGUCUGGUACAUGCGAGUUUUUGUAUAAAAAAACCGCCGUUUAUGACUUGUGUGGCAAGCAAAAUUGUAAUAUUACUAUUUUAGUACGCAUUGAAAGUGUUCUAAGAAUUCAUUUUCAUUAUAAGAAGCAGAAUACACAAAGAAAGUGUUGAACCAUGUUACACAUGCAUUUUGUACAUAUAAUUAUGAUCUCAAUAACUGAUUUUCCGAUGCAGUAUGUUAUUUAAAGCCUUGAAAUCAACUUUUAGUCUUAACGUUGCAUAUUGUUAUACCGACAUUUACUGAUUUAGUGCUACCGACAGCUUAAUUGUGUCAGAAAUCAAUUCAAUGAGGAAGUCAAAAUAUACAACCUGUCCUUAUAA